Messenger RNA from Cynara cardunculus var. scolymus (artichoke), 983 nucleotides. Its product is annotated as zinc finger protein CONSTANS-like. Gene Ontology annotation, molecular function: zinc ion binding. Bases 68 to 808 code for a protein of 246 amino acids. The record is from RefSeq and is a predicted model, not a curated record. NCBI's taxonomy places the organism in Eukaryota, Viridiplantae, Streptophyta, Magnoliopsida, Asterales, Asteraceae. The transcript is spliced from 2 exons.
AGAGAGAGAGAGAGAGAGAGUUUCUAGAGAGAGAAAGUUAAGAUCUGUGUUUGUUGAGUUGAGGAAGAUGAAAUCGUGCGAGCUUUGCAAAUCUUUGGCUAGGAUCUAUUGUGAAUCUGACCAAGCUAGCUUAUGCUGGAGCUGCGACAGUAAGGUCCAUUCGGCGAACUUCCUUGUAGCAAGGCAUUCCAGGAGCCUUCUUUGUCGUGUGUGCCAGUCUCCGACGCCGUGGACUGCCUCUGGCGAGAAACUUGGGCCGUCGACUGUGUCGGUCUGUGACAAGUGUGUUGUUGACGGUACUUCUGAAGAAGACGAUGAUGACAGAGAAGAGAGCCAGGGAGGAAAUGAUGAUGAUGAUGAGUACGACGGAGAUGAGGACAGUGAAAAUGAGAUUGACUUGGAGGAUGAGGAGGAUGGAGAUGAUAAUCAGGUGGUACCGUUGUGUUGUACUCCGCCUCCGGCAGCGAGUUCCUCCAGCAGCGAAGAGUUUUCUAAUAGCAAUAGAGGUGUUUUGGUGAAGCGAAAGCGUGAAAAUGUAGCAGAUCUUUCCUCUGAGGAUGAUGUUGAUUGCUCAUCGGUGCAGAAACGCCAUCAUGAUGCGUCGGUGGCGGAGGCUACAGACGAAAUCGGAGAUAACGGAGCUGCAUUACAUCACUCAUUACCUUCGAGUUCGGAGGCGAUCGGCGAGAAACUCAAUAUCAUCCGUCACCGGGACAAGAUCCACGGCGAGAACAAGUCUGAAGCGGUUGUUGGCGUAAGUAAAGCAAUGAGAGCCGUCGGAUUGGACCUAAACUCAUCGGAUUCGUAGUAGUUGUAGGUAGAAACUACCCUGUCCUAAUUAACUUGAUCCUGUUGGCUAACAAUACCAGAAAUUAGUAUCGAUCAGAUGGACAUAACAUAACCAUGGUUUUAUUUGGGUUAUCAGUAGUGAUUGAUUGAACAGAUUUCUUAAUUAUGAAUUGUAUUUUUUUAUUUUUUAUUUG